CAACGUUUGAGUUUUCCCGAAGAAUGGGCGGAAGGCUGUAAAGUAUGAACUUGUGGAAUCUCCUCACUGCCAAAACUUUUUGGCAGGGGCAAGGCGGGUGGGCGCUUCCCAUGCUGUCGAUCCAUUAUGGGCGUCUAUGGGUGGCCUUCCUGUGUCGAUUCACAUGCAGAUGUCACCACCAUGAGUAUCUCAAUAGUACUGCAAGAGUAUGUGGACAAUCUGCAGAAGAUUUACGAGGAAAAUUUAGAAGCUGUCAAGUCGCUUCAACGAACAUUGACAGACGAAAUACUCCCAAGCUUGGUUGAUGAAUUGGACUUGGAUGAGGAGGAACAAAGAAAAGCCGAGGAGUGGCUUCAAGAUACCCCGUCGGUCUUCCGGACGUUCAAGAGGCACAAAUUUACCACAUCUUUUGCUCUGGAAGCAUUACGGACCACGCUCAUCUGGCGUAUACGUUCAUUGCCUCCACUCGAUAUUGCGCCGCCAUCCCCCUUUAUCCACUGUCUCCCUGCAAAAUGUUGGGACCCAUUUGAUCGGCCAAUAGUAGUGGUCCAGCUAGCUGGAAUAAGUGAAACAGGGCAUGACCUGCGUCCCGUACUGCUACGUAACACCGAGUUGUUGCGACUGAACCUUGCAGCGCUGAACAAGUCGAAAGGCACCGCUCCCAUUUUGCAAUACGUCGCAUUGCUUGACAUCAAGGGUGUCUCUCUAAGUAGCGUUGCAAAAAUUGACUUGUUGGCAUGGUGCAUGAGCGAGAUGCUCCCCCAUUUCCCUGGAAUGCUUGCCGCCGUUUUUGUGAUUAACUUUGGCUGGACCCACUCGGGAUUAUGGAAUCUGUCAAGGCGCACUCUUCCGAGGGCUGCCCUUUCCAGAGUGUUCUUUCCCACCGAACAAGAGCUUCUAGAGUACUUCUCAGCGUCGUCGCUUCCCCAAGAUUAUGGAGGGGAGUUACCCACUCUAAUAGACCUCCCAGACCCUUUACAUCUACAUAUCAGCAGAAGUGCGGCAAAUCACAAGGACACCGUCAUAAAUCCGGAAACACCUGUUUGUCCAACUGAAGUAAAAGAAAGCACCAGCACGCAAGAAGCAAUUUCUCCUUUCUCGCUCCUCAACCCGUAUUUUGGCUAUCCAGCCAUGAUCUCCGAUGCAGCUGCGCCUACUCUCUAUUACGGCCGUCGACGAAAGCGGGACUUGUUUCGCACUCUCCUGCGACUCUUCUGGAUGCGAUGGAGAAGACAUUUGACCGCAAGUUUCUUCUGUCUCUUAGUUUUUCUUACAAUCGCCGUUCUUCGCAAGGUCACAUGGAUGAGGCGAUGGCGGUGGCCAAUAUCAAGUGCGUCAGCGCUACUAGGCGUUAUUCUCCAGCUCCCGCCUUCUGUCGGGGCGGGUACGCUAUGGAACGUGGCUAUCCCAAUCAACUAGCUCGAGUAGUAGAGAACUCCUUUCUCUUUCUCUUCUGGCCUUGCUGUCGAAUCGUAGAAGAUAGAUAUACCAGAUUACUCUUCCAUCAUAUUUGUCCUGAUGAAUUAUAUCACAUUUUAGACUACUAUUGCGUCUUCCAUACUGCCCCAUGGGUGCAUUUUGUUUGUCAGUUCGGUUACAGGCCGAUUCCUCGAUUCCCAAUGAUGGCAGUUGGAUUUGGUCAAAUAGCUUGUGCACAGUGAACUGUGUUCGACAUGUGCCAGUGAAUGCACCCGGGUGUGCUUAGCUGACAUUCGAUAGCUGUUAGCUGUAUUUCAUGCAUCUGAAAUUCAAUUUAUGGACCAUAUGUCAGAGUCG
Molecule: messenger RNA, 1776 nt
Organism: Somion occarium
Lineage: Eukaryota; Fungi; Basidiomycota; Agaricomycetes; Polyporales; Cerrenaceae
Source: the annotation of a GenBank genome assembly